Messenger RNA from Sus scrofa (pig), 7371 nucleotides. Lineage: Eukaryota; Metazoa; Chordata; Mammalia; Artiodactyla; Suidae. The record is from RefSeq and is a predicted model, not a curated record.
UUUUCUCUGUCUCCUUUUCCCUGUGUUAUUCUUCUUCUUUGCUGUCCAAAUCCAAGUCUGCUCCACCUUCACCCCCCUCCUGUCCUCCUUGCCCUCUGCUUCUGACAUUGGGGGAGGGGAAGAGGGACACUGGCUGAGAUGCAAGACCUUUUCAGGGCUGAGUGUUGUGUAUCUGAGCCAGCCAGCCUCUGGGGGGCGGGGGGGUGAGGGCAGGGGUUUUGGAAUCCCCGUUGCUAGUGUAUGCCACUUCCUGGUGUAAGGCCGGAGCUGGGGUGAGGGAAUGCAUUGUGACUCCGUGGCUGAAUGGCCUUGUGCAUGGGGGUGAGUGGCUUCCGCUUUCAGACUUUCUGCUCCUGCUCUGCCAAAAGUGCCGCAUGGCCGUGAUGCUCAGUCCUGAUGCUCUGAGUCCCAGACCCUGGUUCAGACCCCUCGGCAACCUGCCUGAUGAUCCACGACACCCAGCCCUGUUCUCUCUCUUCGUAAAGCGCCGUUGUUCUCCCUCAUUCUCUCUGCCUUUCUCCCUCUCUCUCUGCCUCCCCGCUCCCCUCUCUCACUGCCUCUCUCUUUGGUGCUGUCUUUCUAUGUCUCUCCCCCACUGUCUCUUUCUUCCCCACCCUCUGUGUGCACACGUGUGUGUGUGUAUGUGUGUGUGUCUCUCUCUCAUUGUUUUGUUUUUCUUUUCUGAAUGUCUUCUCUGUUCUUUUUUCUUUUCUUUUCUUUUCUUUUUUUCCUACUGUACAGCAUGGUGACCCUCUCUCUCAUUGUAAUAAAAUCUUCAUUUCAUAAAAUUUACUAUGUUAACCGAUUCUGAGUAUACAGUUUGCUGGCAUUAAGUACCUUCACAUUGCUGUGUAACCAUCACUCUCAUCCAUCUCUUUUCACAGUGAAAAUAUUUAGGAACAAAGUGUUCGGUAUCAUAAUUUUGCGUUUAUCAGGACCUUGUAUGACUUAGCAAAGUAUCUGCAUAGAAGAAGCAGGGCAUGGGUUCCAGGGCAGCUUGGAUCAUUUUCUGGUUUAAAAAGUGUCAGCAGCCUCUCCAUGGGCGGGACCUGAGGCCUGCUUUGUGUUUCGCUCUUGGACCCAGACACGCUGGCCCCAGAGGUGUUGAGCAGCACCCCGUGGCUGAUGAGUUCUGUCCUGACAGCCUUCCACCUCAUUCCAUCCCCGUUUCCUCCUUACCAUUGUCUAAGGGCCACUGGGACUUUCCCACCCGGUAUCCCAGCAGUUGGGAUGCUUUAUGACUCUGGAACAGCUACGUGGUCCUUCCUUCCUGUGCUUCUGCUAAGAGAGUCCCCCAGAGCAGAGGCAGCUCCAGGGGUGAGCCACAGCUCUAGAGCGCAGGGCUUUUUAAAGGCCUGGCUCUGAGAGGUGGGGCUGCUCCCGCUAUUUAUAGGGACAGGGAGAUUCCUGUUCUGCGCAGCUGGGCCUGCUUGCCACCGAGUCAGGCCACCCUGGUAGGUGGUUGCCUCUGUCGCUUCCUCUCCUGCUUCCCCCCUACUCCCUCACCCUUUCCCCAUCCCCUGUGUGUUAUCAGCGGUCUGGGAGGGAGCCUGGUCCAGAGUCUCCUUGAAAAAGCUAGGGCAAAGCCAAAAGCCCUGGUUGGUUCUUAGGGGGAAAUGCGGCCUUGGUCUUCCCCGCCCCGGCUUGGUGCAGCGGCUCAUCCCACCCCCACCGGGCGGGGGGACCCCUCGGGCCCUCGGCCUAUACCACCGCCCCGCCUUCGCCGGGCUUCCAGCCGGAGGGACCCUCCUUAUCCCAGGCCCACAGAGCCAGCUCUGGAAAUGGUUGGCUCCAAAUGCCAGCCUGGUACCCCUGCUGCCAGCCUCUGCCCCGCAGACUUCCCCAGCCAGCAUCGGGCGAUGCCACCAGGCCCUGCCAGCAGGGCAAACGUGGGCUCCCGGCCCCACGCCGUCGCCAACGGCCAUGAGUUGUUUGAGGUCUCAGAGGAGAGAGAUGAGGAAGUUGCUGCUUUUUGCCACAUGCUGGAUAUCCUCCGAUCUGGCUCCGACAUCCAGGAUUACUCCCUCACCGGGUUUGUCUGGAGCGCUGUCACCCCGAGCCCGGAGCACCUUGGGGAUGAGGUUAAUCUGAAGGUGACCGUGCUGUGUGACAGCCUUCGGGAGCCUCUUACUUUUACCUGCAACUGUUCCUCUACUGUAGACUUGCUCAUCUACCAGACCCUGUGCUACACCCACGAUGAGCUGAGGGAUGUCAACGUGGGUGACUUCGUGCUGAAGCCCUGUGGGCUGGAGGAGUUCCUGCAGAACAAGCACGCCCUGGGCAGCCAUGAGUAUAUUCAGUACUGUCGAAAGUUCGACAUCGACAUUCGGCUACAGCUGAUGGAGCAGAAAGCUGUGCGCAGUGACCUGGCCCGGACGGUAAACGAUGACCAGAGCCCUUCCACCUUGAACUACCUCGUGCAUCUGCAAGAGAGGCCAGUCAAGCAGACUAUCAGCAGGCAGGCCCUGAGUCUUCUGUUUGACACUUACCACAAUGAGGUGGAUGCCUUCCUGUUGGCUGAUGGGGACUUCCCACUGAAGGCCGACAGGGUGGUCCAGUCCGUCAAGGCCAUCUGCAAUGCCCUUGCCGCUGUGGAAACCCCUGAGAUCACCAACGCUCUCAACCAGCUGCCCCCCUGCCCUUCCCGAAUGCAGCCUAAAAUUCAGAAGGAUCCCACCGUCUUGGCUGUGAGGGAAAACCGAGAGAAGGUUGUGGAAGCCCUGACAGCAGCCAUCUUGGACCUGGUGGAGCUGUACUGCAACACAUUCAAUGCAGACUUCCAGACAGCAGUGCACGGGAGCCGCAAGCAUGACCUGGUCCAGGAGGCCUGCCAUUUCUCUGGGCCCCUGGCCUUUACCGUCUAUGCCACCCACCGCAUCCCCAUCAUCUGGGCUACCAGCUAUGAAGAUUUCUACCUCUCCUGCUCCCUCAGCCAUGGCGGCAAGGAGCUGUGCCGCCCCCUGCAGACCCGAAGGGCUCACUUCUCCAAGUACCUCUUCCACCUCAUCAUCUGGGACCAGCAGAUCUGCUUCCCCGUGCAGGUGAACCGGCUGCCUCGGGAGACCCUGCUGUCUGCCACUCUCUAUGCUCUGCCCAUCCCCCCGCCCGGGAGCUCCUCAGAGGCCAAUAAGCAGCGGCGGGUGCCCGAAGUCCUGGGCUGGGUCACUGCCCCGCUCUUCAACUUCAGGCAAGUCCUCACCUGUGGCCGGAAGCUCCUGGGCUUAUGGCCAGCAACGCAGGAAAACCCCAGUGGCCGAUGGAGUGCACCUAAUUUCCACCAGCCAGACAGUGUCAUCCUGCAGAUUGACUUCCCCACCUCGGCCUUCGACAUCAAGUUCACCAGCCCCGCUGGAGACAAGUUCAGCCCCCGCUAUGAGUUUGGCAGCCUCCGGGAGGAAGACCAACGCGUGCUUAAAAACAUCAUGCAAAAGGAGUCCCUGUACUGGCUCACUGAUGCUGACAAAAAGCGCCUGUGGGAGAAGCGGUAUUAUUGUCACUCAGAGGUGAGCUCACUCCCCCUGGUGCUCGCUAGCGCCCCCAGCUGGGAGUGGGCUUGCCUGCCGGAUAUCUAUGUUCUCCUGAAGCAGUGGACUCACAUGAACCACCAGGAUGCCCUGGGGCUCCUGCAUGCCACCUUUCCAGACCAGGAAGUGCGUCGUAUGGCUGUCCAGUGGAUCGGUUCCCUCUCCGAUGCUGAGCUGCUCGACUACCUGCCCCAGCUCGUGCAGGCCUUAAAGUACGAGUGCUACCUGGACAGCCCCUUGGUGCGCUUCCUCCUGAAACGAGCUGUCUCGGACUUGAGAGUGACUCACUACUUCUUCUGGUUGCUGAAAGAUGGCCUCAAGGACUCUCAGUUCAGCAUGCGUUACCAGUAUCUGCUGGCGGCCUUGUUGUGCUGCUGUGGCAAGGGGCUAAGAGAGGAGUUCAACCGCCAGUGCUGGCUUGUCAAUACCCUGGCCAAGCUGGCCCAGCAGGUCCGGGAGGCUGCCCCGUCUGCAAGGCAGGGGAUCCUCCGCACCGGCCUGGAGGAGGUGAGCCAGUUCUUUACCCUCAAUGGCUCCUGCCGCCUGCCGCUCAGCCCCAGUCUGCUGGUUAAGGGCAUCGUGCCCAGGGACUGUUCCUACUUCAACUCCAACGCAGUCCCACUCAAGCUCUCCUUCCAAAAUGUGGAUCCGCUGGGUGAGAACAUCCGGGUCAUCUUUAAGUGUGGGGACGACCUCCGCCAGGACAUGCUGACCCUACAGAUGAUUCGCAUCAUGAGCAAGAUCUGGGUCCAGGAGGGGCUGGACAUGCGCAUGGUCAUCUUCCGCUGCUUCUCCACGGGCCGUGGGAGAGGGAUGGUGGAGAUGAUCCCCAACUCUGAGACCCUGCGCAAGAUCCAGGUGGAGCAUGGGGUGACCGGCUCCUUCAAGGACCGGCCCCUCGCCGACUGGCUGCAGAAACACAACCCUGGGGAGGACGAGUAUGAGAAGGCUGUAGAGAACUUCAUCUAUUCCUGCGCUGGCUGCUGUGUGGCCACCUACGUCCUGGGCAUCUGUGACCGACACAAUGACAACAUCAUGCUGAAGACGACUGGCCACAUGUUCCACAUCGAUUUUGGCCGCUUCCUGGGCCAUGCCCAGAUGUUCGGCAACAUCAAGAGGGACCGUGCCCCCUUUGUCUUCACCUCGGACAUGGCGUAUGUCAUCAACGGGGGUGACAAGCCUUCCAGCCGCUUCCAUGAUUUUGUUGACCUUUGCUGCCAAGCCUACAACCUCAUUCGCAAGCACACCCACCUCUUCCUCAACCUCCUGGGCCUGAUGUUGUCCUGUGGGAUCCCUGAGCUCUCAGACCUGGAAGACCUCAAGUACGUGUAUGAUGCCCUGAGGCCUCAGGACACAGAGGCCAAUGCCACCACCUAUUUCACCAGGUUGAUUGAGUCUAGCCUUGGCAGUGUAGCCACAAAGCUCAAUUUUUUCAUUCAUAACCUGGCUCAGAUGAAGUUCACAGGCUCAGACGACCGGCUGACCCUUUCCUUUGCUCCCCGAACACACACUCUCAAGAGUUCUGGCCGCAUCAAUGAUGUUUUUCUCUGCCGCCACGAGAAGAUCUUCCACCCCAACAAGGGCUACAUUUACAUAGUGAAGGUGAUGCGGGAGAAUGCUCAUGAGGCCACUUACAUCCAGCGGACGUUUGAGGAGUUCCAGGAAUUACACAAUAAACUGCGGCUGCUCUUCCCUUCUUCUCUCUUGCCCAGCUUCCCUAGUCGCUUCGUGAUUGGCCGCUCGAGGGGAGAGGCGGUGGCGGAGCGGCGGAAGGAGGAGUUAAACGGCUACAUCUGGCACCUGAUCCACGCAGCCCCGGAGGUGGCCGAGUGUGAUUUGGUGUACACCUUCUUCCACCCCCUGCCCCGGGACGAGAAAGCUGCGGGCACCAGCCUGGCACCCAAGUCCUCAGAUGGCACGUGGGCCCGGCCGGUUGGGAAGGUUGGGGGAGAGGUGAAGCUGUCCAUCUCCUACAAAAACAAUAAACUCUUCAUCAUGGUGAUGCAUAUUCGGGGCUUGCAACUGCUCCAGGAUGGGAAUGACCCCGACCCCUAUGUCAAGAUUUACCUCCUUCCUGACCCUCAGAAAACCACUAAGAAGAAAACCAAAGUGGCCCGGAAAACCUGCAACCCCACCUACAAUGAGAUGCUGGUAUAUGAUGGGAUCCCCAAGGGAGACCUGCAGCAGCGGGAGCUACAGCUGAGUGUGCUGAGUGAGCAAGGAUUCUGGGAGAACGUUCUCCUCGGGGAGGUGCACAUCCGCCUGCGAGAGCUGGACCUGGCCCAGGAGAAGACCGGCUGGUUUGCACUGGGAUCUCGAAGUCAUGAGACUUUAUGAGCCCCGCAGAGCCGCAGCCCAGGACCCUAGGCUCGUGGUGGAGCCGGGCAAGAGGACUCGCCCUGCUUGACUCUUCCUUUCUCAAUGAAGGGGCAGGGCCCUCGUCGGGUCUCCCCGCUGUCCCGGUUGGAUCGGGCCUCCGUGGUAGGAGGCAGGGAGGAUAAAGAUGCUCUCUGCCGUCCCUUCCUCUGCAGGCUGCCUUUUGGGUUGGUUGUGAUGAGCAGCCCCUUGGAGGCUGUGAGGUUGCAGCAAAGGUUUAAGUUUACCUUGUGUCAAGGGAGCAAUACCUGGUUUGAGGUGUGUGUGUGGGGAGGGGGGGCUGUAGAAGUAGCAUUGUGCAGGGCGGGCGGGUGGAUAUCUUUAUUUUUAUUUUUAAAAAAUGAAAAAGUAACGUUGUCCUAACUGGACAGGAAGCCUUGUGAGAAGGGACUCCCUUAUGCCUCAGAAGGCAAAAGAGGAAGAUUAUUUGGACGUUUUGUAUAGAUUAAGGUUCUUAUUGGACUUUCCCUAGGUUUUGGCUUGUUUUUUGUGUUUGUGUUUCUGUCUAUAGGAAUUAUUUGGGGAGGGGCCCAGUGGAGCCUCAGUUAGAGCCCUCCCUCCCUGAGGCAGGUUGGGAGGGACUGGGAGGGCUGCGUGUGCUGAACUGAGGCCGGCACUGCUGGGCUUUUCUGAUUUUGCCUCCAAAGGAGAGCGAUGUGAUACCUACGUGUGUCAGGAAGGGCCUUCCGCAUGGGCUUCUGCAGAGGGCCAGUGUUCAGGAGCCCAGGCUCUUUCUGGGGGAGUUUUCCCUCUCGUCCUCCCCUCCUUUCUAGGGCUCGUCCUGAAUACUGUCUUCUACCCUCCAUUCUCAGGGCCCUUCUGGGGGCCCUCUGGCCCCUGUGAAUACGCUGGGGUGCUCCCCGCAUAGGUCUCUCCCUUCACUUUUUCUCUGGUGGGAAAACAUGCUGCCUCUGCCCUUUGGUUGGGUUUCACCCCAGGGCAUCUUGGCCCUGGGAAGGGACCUCUCAGCUGCAGGUGCCAGGGUGGUCACCUGUUGGGCGGUUUUUGGAAAGCUUUCCUCCUCCCCUGCCACUCCUUUCUUUUUGCUGCUUUUCUCCCAAACUCCAUUUCUGUCACAUUUUUUAUAAGAAUUUCUCUCAUUCUAUGGGGCCAUAAACCUAUUUCGUCUGGAGCCAAAGGGAUGCCCUAACUGAACAAAAGAGGUGCAAGGGCGGGGGAUCCCAUCAAAACUAUUGUUUGUUUUCCAGUGGUUUUCUUUGCUUGUGAGCAAGCUGGAUUGAGCUGAGCUGGAAGGGAGAGAAUGGGUCUCUGGUCUCUUCUUUCCCUACCGGAUGGAUUUGGAAUUCACUCGUGCGCUUUACUCCAAAUGGCGGUCUUCCCUGAAAAAAGAGGGAGAGGCUUUGCCAUUAACUUUUUUGGAUCGGUUGGCUGUGCCUGGGGAAUGGAGUUAAAUGGGGAUACUCUGGGGACUGUCCCUCCCCAGCUCCAAGGAUGGGAAACUCCCCCUUUU